Molecule: messenger RNA, 1462 nt
Organism: Caenorhabditis auriculariae
Lineage: Eukaryota; Metazoa; Nematoda; Chromadorea; Rhabditida; Rhabditidae
Source: the annotation of a GenBank genome assembly
AUGGAUCUGAGAUUAUUUAUCUGCUUGAUGAUUCUGCCGUUUUCUGGCUUCUGCAUCGAAUGUUACACGGUUAUUUUUAAAUUCAAAUAAACUCCUAAUAAUCGUUAGUAAGGAAGAAAACUGAUCGGCUGGGGAAAUAGUUGAGAAAAUUUUUUUUUUCAGCUCGUGUAUGACCGUUUUCAUAGAUUUCCAUGCAUUUUCUGAUUGAAUCACAGAAAAGGAAAAAAAAAGUCAGAAAUUUUUUAAAAAGUAUUGAUUGCGCUCUAGCUUAUAGCCAUCUCAAAUAGCAAAAAUACGACUUUAAUAUCAUAGGCAAAGUCGAAAAGGGUGGAAAAGGCUCCAUAGAAGUUUUCCUUUUAGGGUGGCAGAAGCCCCCUUUUUGCUGCCUUUUUGCGCCAUUUUUGUUGCCUCUCCGUUUUUCCAUCAUUUCUCGAACCUUUAAAAUUCCGAAAAAGUGGAAGGCUCAAUGAAGGGACUCUUUUUGCUGCCUGUUUUCUUGUUUUUGCACUUUUAUCGUAUCGGGACCAAUUUUCGAAACUUUUCUAUAUAGGGGUCAGUCCAAAUUUUGAAGUUUUCCAAUAAACUUGCGGAGAAUGAACAAAACUUGUUAUUUGAUUGAAAUAAGUUUGGUUAGGUGAUUGGUAAUCAAAUUAUAUCGAUCAUUUCUCUGUAUGAAGUUGUUUUGGAGGGCCUCAAGUUGCUGUCGGGAACGUCGGUAGGCACGGCGACGAUCCGAUGCGACAAUUCAGCCGCCUACUGCUACAACAUCUCGGCGACUGCCAACGCCUUCCUCGACGUCACCAAAGCCGGCUGCAGCAUGUGGCGAUGCAUGGUCUCCGUCUUUAUCUCUUUGACGUCACUCCUCUGUUGCAGUUCGCCCAGAACAAGUGUAUCUCGACGACUUUCCAGAAGAUUCCUAUCUCCCUUUGCUGCUGCAACAGUAACCUGUGCAACGUCGGGGAGAACAAUAACAGCUUCCAGUGAGUCUGAAGCAUUUCACGAAAGAGACUUGUUCGCAAAAUCUACAAGGAUUUUCAGACAACAGAAAAUCGGUGGGUUGAACGCGCAGCCGGAAGCACACGAAGGCCUCUCACGCGAAGAAGUUAGUCUUUUUUCAAGUCAAAACAUUUCUUACUAAAUGUGAAGUUGAUGCGGCUUGUUUCUUUUCUCCUUUGUUCUUUUUUUUGAAUUUCGAAUCUCGUCCCCGGAAUGCUCUUUGUUCUGCCUGUACUUCGUUUUCAUGGUGCUACAGCAGAAAGUAUCGAAUUUCAAUAUGCUAAAUAAAAACGAACUCAUCAAUGUCGGAACUUUAAUAUGUUAAAGUUUUUAAACCUUACUGAGAGUUUAGGUAGAGCGACGAUUCGAAGAAGACGUCGACAAUGACGUCACGACGCCAACGACGAGGCCUUCGCGAUUUUCCCCAACAGAGCCGACUCAACCUAUCGAAUGGACUCGAACAUGA